AUGUUUCUGUGAAGACGGAAUUGGUGAGGUAUCGCUGUCUGCCAAGUGCAUGGUUUCUGUUUCCAAUUCGUCGCUGGGCAGGACAGAGAGCCUCGUCACAAUGACCACCAAGUCUCCUCCGCCUUUAAUGAAGAAGCACAGCCAGUCGGACCUGGUAAGCCGACUGAAGACGCGCAAGAUUCUCGGAGUGGGAGGGGAAGAUGAUGAUGGUGAAGUGCACAGGUCUAAGAUCAGUCAAGUCCUAGGGAACGAAAUCAAAUUUGCAGUCAGGGAGCCUCUGGGACUAAGAGUGUGGCAGUUUCUCUCCGCUGUGAUCUUCACAGGAAUCGCCGUCAUGCUGCUUAUUGUUCUGGAUAUGUUUCUGUAUUUCUAA
Messenger RNA from Pseudophryne corroboree (corroboree frog), 373 nucleotides. It is a transcript of the gene TP53I11, whose product is annotated as tumor protein p53 inducible protein 11. The record is from RefSeq and is a predicted model, not a curated record. Lineage: Eukaryota; Metazoa; Chordata; Amphibia; Anura; Myobatrachidae. The transcript is spliced from 5 exons. Bases 50 to 373 code for a protein of 107 amino acids.